AUGAGCCAAAAUGUCUUGCAAAAAAUAAUUAGGAUUCUUUAAAAAGAACCCAAGGAGAGAAAUAAUGCUGAUAAAAAAAUGCUCAAAGAGCUCACUAAAGAUAUUGCUUUUUUUUAAUAGUAUUAAGAAAACGAUUAUGUUCAUGAUAACUGCUGCUCAUAUAUGAAUUAUGAAAGCUACGAUGAAGAAUAGACUGUUUUUGAAAUCAACUAAACAGGUGACAAAUUUUAUAUCAUUCUUGAAGGAACAGUUGGAGUAUAUAUUUAUAAUGAAAGCAAAGAAAUGAUUUGUGUUAAAUAGCUUGGUAAAGGGUUUUCUUUUGGUGAACUUGCUUUGCUUUAUGAGUCGCCAAGAAUGGCUACUAUAAUUUGUUUAGAAAAAUGUCAUUUUGCAGUAUUAAAUAAAAAAGAAUUUCUAAGAGUGUUAAAAAAUUUUUAGAAAGAAAACUUAAACAAAAAGCUUCUCUAUUUAUAAAAUCUGCCAUUAUUUUAGAAAAUCAAUUUAUCACUAUUACGACAAAUUUAUUCAAAGGCGUUUGAUAUCCGUACAGCAAAAGGACAAAUAAUAUUUAAGUAAGGUUCUGCUGCAGAGAACUUCUACAUAGUAAAACAAGGAGAGUUUUAAGUUAAAUAAGAAAUAUCUCACAUGGUUGAUCAAGAAGAAGUUCACAGCAUUUAAUCUCUACAAAAUUAGGAUUUAACCAAGAUCACUAAUAAAAAACAAAAAUACCUUACAGUUUAAAUUUCUUUACUUAUUCAAGGAGAUUAUUUUGGGGAAGAAGAUUUACUUAAAAAUAAUGAAAAAAGAAGCUUUUCUGUAGAAUGUGCAACUGCUAGCGGGGAAAUUAUAAUGAUUCAAAAAAAUUUAUUCUUGCAGAUUUUAGAAGAGUCUCAUUCAAACAUAUUUCUAAGAGAGCAUUUAGCGAUAAAAGAGAGUUAGCAUAAAGUAAGAAUUUAAAAUGCAAAAAAAUAAAUUUAAAAAUUUAAGCAAUUCUUGACAGAAGAUAGAGACUUGUUGAAAGUAACUAAGCAAAUAUAAGAAGAAUAAAUCUCUUUCCAAAAAAGUAAUAGAAUCAUAAAAAGCUAAAAAGAAAUUAACAUAAAUCAUGAUUAUACGCUAAUGGACAAAAAUUAAAAAGAUACAAAUUAGUUUUCAAAUAAAUAAAGGAGAUCAAAAAAAUCAAUUACUCAUUUUAUAGUCAAUGAAGAAUAAUAACAAUAAAUUAAUGAUAAAAUCUAAAGGCUUGUUGAAUAAAGGGCCAACUAGUAUGGGAGAAAACCUAAAGUUCCCACUUAAAAAGAUAUAAAUAAUUAAAGGUAAAGCCCAAUAACAUAUUAAAGUAGUAAAUUUUAAAGCUAGACUGAAUAAUCCCCAACACAAAAUGAAUAAUCAAGCUAGAAUAUUAGCAGUUAAACAGUAACUCCUUUUGAUUCUCCUUCAAUUACUCCCACUCAAGCAAGAAAAAACCAGUUAAUAAAAAUCCUUUCAUAGAAAAUCCCUUAUAAAUAAUCUCUAUUUAGUGAAAAUUUGAUUUUUGCUGAUAGAAGCGUUAAUCCUUUUGAAUUCUCUGCUAAUCUUUAACAAAUAGAUGAAAACUAAAAUAAAAUGCUUGAAACAUAGCAAGAAGCUAAGCAAGAUUAACUUAACAGAAGUACUAUGAUGAACAAAAAAUCCUUCUCAACAAAAAACAUUAGUGAACAGAAAGCUUAACUUUAAAAUAAAUCAGUCUAGUAGCUAAACUCUUACCUAAAUAACAAAAUAAGAAAUAUAAGUGAGUAUUAAAAUGAAAAAACAGGUCUAAAUGCUGAAAAUAGUUACCAAUCUGAUUUAAACUCUUUACCUGAAUCUCCAAAAAAAUUCUCAGUACAUAUAAAAUAGAGUUAAUAAGCCUUAUUAUAGAUUAAAUAGCAGUAAUAAAAUAUAUCAAGUUCUAACAAUCCAGAAAGAAUAACAACCCAUCAGUAAAUUAAGAGUAUGUUUGAGGAUAACAGUAAAUUCGUCUCUAACUUUUUUAAUAAGACUCAAGUAAAAAAAUUGACUACUUCACUGCAAAAGUAUCAAGAUGAUAGCUUAAAUUAAGAAAGAAUUAAUAUAAAAAGGUCUAUUUUGAAAAAGAAAAGCAAAAAUAGCAACUAUAUAGACUAUAGCUCAGAUGACCUAAAAAGAAAUUUAAUUGACCAAAUCAACAUAUUAACAAGCCCUAGACAAAAGUAAUCAAGCAUCAUUUUUCAUUCCAGUCUUGAAAAAAAUAAACCUCAAAAAUAAAUUUCUUAGCCAACAUUAAAAUUCAUAGAAUUUCAAAAAUUGGAGGUUCCAGAAUUAAGUGUUAAAUAAAAUAAAAAUGGAUCUCUCACAGAUAUUUAAAGGAAAGCUAAAUAUUAUACAGAAAUAAAUACUAACCCUCAAAGCUAUUUAUUCAAUACCAACAAUAAUAAAAAUAAUAACAAAUUAACCCAACUUAAAUCUAGUAUUAAUUUUAAGUUAGAAGAAGAUUAAACUAAACUGAUGACUUUAACUUGCAAUAGAAGUAAUAAUUAAGCUAAUUCUUUUUACUAUAGUUAAUAAAAUAGCUGCAAAAAUUUAUUCCAAAAUACUAAUACUAAUCAAUUAUUUUCUACCAAUAUUCAUAUUCGCAAAGAUUAAAGCGAAUAAAAUAAAUAAAAACCAUUAAAAAUGAGCAUAAGAUUCUAAAAUUUGUUUAAAAAUCACCAACAAAAUUAGUGA
Messenger RNA from Tetrahymena thermophila SB210, 2724 nucleotides. RefSeq names its product cyclic nucleotide-binding domain protein. NCBI's taxonomy places the organism in Eukaryota, Ciliophora, Oligohymenophorea, Hymenostomatida, Tetrahymenidae. The record is from RefSeq and is a predicted model, not a curated record. The transcript is spliced from 7 exons.